CCCCCGAGUGACGUGACGUCACCGAGACCCCGUGACGUCACCCACGGCGGGUCGGGGGCCCGAACGUGGAAAUUCCCAUCGCGAAGCCUCCCUCUGUAAGCGCCUGCGUCGAUAUCAUCAUCAGCAUCAUCGAUAACAUCAUCAUCGCUAUCAUCAUCUUCCUCCUCGUUAAAGGCGGCUCACGAUGCAUCCCCCGUCGCUGGAGUCUCUGCUCGCCGCGGCGGGCGCUGACGACGCCGGCGACGAGGUUUGCGUUAUCGGGGUGUGCGGCCUCGCCUCUCCCUCGCGCAGCAACUACGGCCACACAAUCGUCAACAUCCUCACCGACCGCCUCGUCUUCCCCGUGUGGCACGACUCCGCCGCCGCCGCCGCCGGCGUCGCCGCGCCGGUGGAGGCGCACUACGACCGGGAAAACCGCACCGUCUACCUCGUGGUGUCGUCCGCCAGCCCCGCCGGGCUCCUGCGCGCCAGCGUCACCGCCGGGGACCGGCACGCCGAGACGCACGCGGCUUGGCGCCGCGCCGAGAAGCAGCAUUGCCUGGCCAUGCUGUUCGUGCUGUCGGUGAGCCACAUCGUGCUGCUGCAGCACCCGACCUGCACCUUCGACAUCACCUACGACCGGCUCUUCCGUGCCCUCGACCAGCUCCGGCAGAAGCUGCAGCCGCAGCUCAGGGCGCUGCUGCAGGACUGCCCGGUGGGCAAGGAGUGGCAGCUGAACUGCCGGCCGUGCCCUCCACGCCUCCUCUUCAUCUUCCAGCUCAACGGGGCGCUCCGAGCCUCGGAUGCCGGGCUGUGGCGCGAGGGCGACUCCCCCGCCACCGCCGCGGGCGCUGCGACCAAACUCAAGCGCCACUCGCCCAAGCGGCGCCUGCAGCAUGCGCUCGAGGAUCAGAUCUACCACGUGUUCCGCAAGAGCCGCUUGCUCACCAACCAGAGCGUGAACUGCCUCUUCACCGUGCCGGCCAACCAGGCCUUCGUGUACGUGAUGGCCGAGCCGCCCGACGAUCCCGUCGGCUCGCUCAUCCGCUGCCUCCGCAGCAACUGCAGCCUCAAGGAGGGCGAUGGCCAAAACGCCGGACCACGAAGGUACCAGCUGAUGCGGCGUUCUGCGCGGCCGUCGGCGCUGCCCCCUGCCCCGCCCCCGCCGCUGGAGUCCCAGUCGAGCGGCUCCCUCCCGGCCGACCCCACGCUGCGCGAGUUUGUGUGGCAGCACGCCGAGCUGGUGUUCGCGCGCCGCGGAUUUGACGACAGCGUCGGCCGCAACCCGCAGCCCGCGCACUUCGAGCUGCCCACGCUCGCCAACUGGGCCGCGGUGGCCGGGCGGCUGAGCGGCGCGCUGCUCGGCACGUCGAGCGGCGCGUGGGGGGAGGUCGCCGAGGUCUCGGACGGAAAGGACGACGACGACGAGGAGGACGACGAGGAGGAGGACGACGGCGGCGGUGACGACGGUGUGGAUGGGAAGACGCCGGCCGAUCCAGUGAGCGUCCAUGCCAAGGUUCAGAGUCAGCUGAAGUGCUUGGAGGGCUUCCUGGACGCCGACACGCGCUUCUCCGAGAGCCGCUGCCAGAAGGCGCUGCCGCUGGCGCACAGCGCGUACCAGGCGGGCCUGCCACACCACUACACGAGCGCCUACCACCGGAGCCAGCUCGCGCACGCACUCUCCAUCUACAGGCAGCAUGCUCGCGGGCCGGCCUACCAGGCAUACCUCCUCAAGCUGCAGGAGGACUGCCACGCUUUCUGGCAGGCCGGCCACCAACUGUGUGAGGAGAGAAGCCUCACCGACCAGCACUGCAUCCACAAGUACCACCUGCUGCCCAAAGCGGGAGAGCUUGCUGACCCAGACCAAGUGCCACCAGUGGUCCCACAUUGCAGCCGUUCCCGCGCCACCAGCACCUGCAACUGCGGUUCGCACCAGGGCACUCGCGAGGACCCCUUCACCCUGCGCGCUGCCAACUUCACCUUCUACGAGACGAUGGAGGACAAAUACUGCGGCAAGCUGGAACACUUCGCCUUCCCCACGUUCGGGCGCGACACGGGAGUCAGCCGCAAGAACUCGCUCAAUGCCAACGCGGCCCCAGCUCCCGUGUCCACAGAGGACGCCCUCUACAAAGACGCCCCCGAAGCCACGGGCGGCACCGAGUGCAGCCCGGACCUCCCGCACGGCCUGGGCCAGGCAGCCGGCACGCCCGGGGGGCUGCUCGCCGAGCUGCAGGCCGGCACCGCCGCCGUGGCCGGCCCGGCGCAGUCGCAGCCCGGGCUAGGCCACGUCCACUCCCGGCCACCCGCCGCCGUCUCCCAGCCGGCGCACGCGCACUCCCAGCCGGCGCCGGCCACGCACGGGGACCAGAACGAUGCCCACCCCUGCCGCGCCCGUUCCCAGUCCGGACCCACGGCCCACAACGAGGGUGGCGAGCUCGAGCCCGGAGAGAGGCCGGCACCCAACCUGGAGGAGAAGUCCCCGCUUCAGGAUGAUCAGGACCAGCAGCAGCAGCAGCAGCAGCCACUGGUGGGGAUGGUGCACCUGGGAGGGGUGGUGGCGGGGCGGCUGCCCUCCUUCUCGUCAUGGUCGCUGGUGCGGCUGGGACCCGCCAAGGCGUACGUUCCCUCGCAGGGGCUCACCGACAUGCCGGGGUUCGUGCCGGGGACCCACUUCCUCAUGCCGUGGGACGUCCCGCUGUCCAGCACGCGGCGCUCCAACGAAGGAGAGGAGGAGGAGGCGUGGCCAGCGAUCCGCACGGAGGGAGCGGAGCGUGCGGAGCGUGCGGAGGGGGAGUCCUGGAGGGGGUUUGCCCCGACGCGUACCUGGAGGCGCGGGGACAACACUGCCAGGGCGUACGUCGGCUACGAGUACGAGGACUCGCGGGGCCGGCGCUUCAUGUGCUCUGCGCCGGACAAAGUGAUGAAGGUGGCGCCGGGCAGCGGUUACCGCGACUUCGCGAGCCGCGCGCUCGCGGCCGACAUGCCCCUCUACGUGGCCGCCUCGGGGCAGAGCCGCGGGCCCAAGCCGGCGCUCGCUCAGCUCAUGCGCCUCUACGUCGUGGUGCCCGACGCGUCCGUGCGCCUGCUCCUCGCACCGCAGGUGCAGCCCGGCUCGGCGCCUUGCCCGAUCUUCGUUCCGGAGCAGCGCGAGGUGACGCUGCCCACGGACGGCCUGUGGGUCCUUCGCCUGCCCAUGGCGUACGGCAGCGAGCGCGGCCCCUGCCUGCCGCCGCGUGACACGCAGGGCCUGUCCGCCUACCGCCUCCUCCGCGGCGUGCUCCGGGCGGAGACUUAGGCAGCCGUUGGUGGUGGAACAAAAUCAUUCGAGGAGGGGGGGGGGGGGGGGGGGGGGAGGAGUGCCAGGCACGGCAGGAGAACGCGGCGGGCGCCGAUGGCACGGUGGUGCCCGCGCCACUGCGCGGACUCUCGACGGCGGCGUCUCGCUCUGCGGGUCAAGUGGCUUGUUAAUCCACAUUCUGGCCGCGCGCGCUGCAGGUCACGUGACCAGCGUCCACUGAUUUUGCGCUGCCGCCGCACUCGUCGCACCGAUGACGACGACGAUGAUGAAGCGCUUGCGUGGAGCAGUGCCCAAGAUGAAACACUUUGGCGGGGGCUCCUGGCGUGGUGGGUAUUCGAUCAUUUUUCACCAGGAUGGUUUGUGCAGGAAGGGUGAAAGGCUGGGAGCAUAGGCAUGAAAGCAUAGUAGCGUACAACAAUAGAUUGUGAUGCAAACAACAUUACAGCAGUCUAUAAAGCCUAUUUUACAUGAGGUUGUUUGGGUUAGAUCGCGUAAAUAAAUAAAUGUUGUCGUUAAGCCCGCCACAGCCAACUGGUAAGGGUUGUCACGUAAACAGAAGGUGGCCAAUUCGUUACUAGUACAGCGUACCGGUAUAUUGGAGAGAAAAUCCGACAACAUUUACAAUCCGAGUACGACGUUUCGCCUGUAAUUAUAACUAGCUUCAUCAGGCGGAUGUGAUGACAUCACUUGUGAUCCCUUCGAGUUAGAAGGGGGGGGGGGAUUAAUUAAUGCAAAUACAUUACAAUGGGUUACCCAUUGCCGGUUGGGUUAUUCAUAUGGUUAUCAACGUACAUUAUUGCAUGCACAUGAUGCAUGCCCACUGUUCUUGCACCUACACACUUAUAUUUACGCGAUCUAACCCCAAGAAAACUAUAUUAUGGAUGAUAUUGGUCGCAAAAGCCGACUACGUGUUAAACUAAAAAGACUUAGUGGUCAUUCAUGCAAGCAUUUUUUUUAUAUCUGACGAGUCAAAUCUGAGAAAUGACAACAAAAAGCAGUCGUAACGGAAUUAAAACAAAAACAGCGCAGGUCAUAAAAGUGACACGCACGUGCGUGUGUAUGUGGUUUUGUAAAGCUCAAGAUUUCACUAGGGUGGCCGCAUUGCGGGCAAUUCAGUGAAAGGCGACUCAAGCUCCGAAUAGCUUCACUAUAUCAAGAAUUGCUUCGUCGGUGUUUAAUCUUUCAUUAUAAGGACCAGCUCAUGUAAAUAAACAAACCCCCUUGCAGUAGCCACUGUAAUUUAACGUGACUUUGUGUGGUGUACAAUGAUGUUUGUGGCAAAUGUGCUCAGCGUGUGAGUGCGAGUGUAUACAAGCGUUGAUUGCGUUGGGUACAAGUGAAUAUAAAAUGCAGGAGAAAAAGAUGUACACCAUUCUGCGGUUUUUUUGUGGCUUUCGAACAAUAAAUGUCACGUCCCAUCUCAGUGAUUUCUUAGAAUAUUACAUGUCCUUCACAGAUCUAUUGCACACGUUACGAGUGAUCAGUGUGUCUUUCGAGACAGAUGCAAAUCCAAGCCGUGCAAUGUAACUACUUUUUGUAUUAAUCUUGCCCGCGCCUCCGAUUCGCGUGAUUGGCUACGUCUGGUGCGAGUGAAGUUCAACACGCAUAGAUAGAACCCAUUACACCACUUGACUCUUACAGUUUUUCUCAAUCGUGCACAACAAGAACAGAUAAUCUGGAAAAAAAUGGGUGAACCGAGCAAAGCUAUUCGGGUACUCGGCUCGUACAUGUCACCAUGAGAUAAUUACAUAUACAGGUUCACACAACAUCGAGGUUAACCAAGGCUGCAUUGGGUACCGUACCAUUUCUAAGUUUAUAUUCAGCCUUUGAGUAGACGGGUUAUCUGACAAAUAAAACUGGGCUCAAUUGUGAACAAUGAAUUUAAGGCAUUUUUAUUAAUAGGCAUUUGUAGAUUAUUAACAUCUAAUUAUCAGAAGCAUAUUGCCGUGUAAACUAACAAGGUGAAAUACAUGCACUGCAUAAAUUACUACUAUUAAGUAUUAGGAUUGUGAAAUGUCAAUAAACAAUACACUUGUUCA
Molecule: messenger RNA, 5316 nt
Organism: Petromyzon marinus (sea lamprey)
Lineage: Eukaryota; Metazoa; Chordata; Hyperoartia; Petromyzontiformes; Petromyzontidae
Gene: SMG8
Product: SMG8 nonsense mediated mRNA decay factor
Biological process (GO): nuclear-transcribed mRNA catabolic process, nonsense-mediated decay
Source: RefSeq, a predicted model, not a curated record